Messenger RNA from Nanorana parkeri, 1185 nucleotides. RefSeq names its product alpha-(1,6)-fucosyltransferase-like. The record is from RefSeq and is a predicted model, not a curated record. Gene Ontology annotation, molecular function: alpha-(1->6)-fucosyltransferase activity. Lineage: Eukaryota; Metazoa; Chordata; Amphibia; Anura; Dicroglossidae. The transcript is spliced from 7 exons. The annotation marks the transcript as partial. Gene Ontology annotation, biological process: protein N-linked glycosylation.
UAUUGAAGAGUAAAGGCUUUCCUCUAAAGUAUGUGGUAAUUAGUGAAGAAGAAGACUACAGUAACUGCAAUGCUUUUUUCCUGAGACAACAGACUGUGGGUGGAACCUGAAGAUGCGGUCAUGGACAGGCUCCUGGCGUUGGAUAAUGCUCAUUCUUUGUGCCUGGGGCACAUUGUUGUUUUACAUUGGAGGACAUUUGGUACGAGAUAAUGAUAGUCCGGACCAUUCCAGUAGAGAACUGUCUAAGAUACUGGCUAAACUAGAACGAUUAAAACAGCAAAAUGAAGACUUAAGGAGGAUGGCAGAAUCCCUUAGGAUACCUGAAGGCCCAGUCGAGCAAGGAGCUGCAGCAGGAAGGAUACGAGCAUUAGAGGAGCAGCUUUUAAAAGCCAAAGAACAGAUAGAAAUGUACAAACAGCAAUCCAGUAGCUCUGUGGCUAGUAUUGGAAAAGACCAUGAAAUCUUGAGACGGGCUAUUGAAAAUGGUGCAAAGGAAUUCUGGUAUUUUGUCCAAAGUGAACUAAAAAAACUAAAGCAUGUGGACAGAAAUGAACUCCAAAGACGCGUGGAUGAAUUAUUGGCAGACAUGGGUAUUCAGCAAAGAUCCGUUAUGACAGAUCUCUACUACCUCAGUCAAACAGAUGGUGCAGGAGACUGGAGAGAAAGAGAGGCCAAAGACUUAACAGAACUUGUGCAAAGAAGGAUUGCCUAUAUCCAGAACCCUAAAGAUUGCAGUAAGGCCAAGAAACUAGUAUGUAACAUCAACAAGGGCUGUGGAUAUGGUUGCCAAUUACACCAUGUUGUCUACUGUUUCAUGAUUGCUUUUGGCACCCAGAGAACUCUAAUCUUGGAGUCACAGAGCUGGAGAUAUGCGACAGGCGGAUGGGAAACAGUCUUUAAGCCAGUUAGCAACACAUGUACAGAUAGAGCUGGCACCUCUACAGGGCAUUGGUCAGGCACACACGGAACCCGCAAACAUACGCUGAGGCUGAACAGCUUCAACUCGCGGCUGUGCCGCUCACCGCCUCCAAACUCCGCCCAGCUGUCACAUUUAAAUCGGCGGUUUCCCGCCGCCGUUAUACCAUUCCUAUUGAGCUUGAUAAAGAGUUUGCAAAAGAACAUCGUCCACAUACUGAAUGAUACAGUCUGGUUCCGAAAACGGCUUCAGAAUGUCGAAGUAUUGAA